GUCGGUCCCAUCUAGCCGGUCCUUUUCUGGGUGCCAUCGUCCAAACUCUCGCCUCCCCGGGAGCUUGGACAACUGGUUGGGCCACCAACCGUGACCGCGACUGCGACCAAGCAUCAGUUCUUUGUCACCCCUCUCAGUAUUCUUGUCAACAAAGAAUAAUGCUAACUCAGACGUUACAGAAUACCUACUGCCACUUAUAUAACACAACAAGUCCCUUAAUACGCGCUCCCCGCAGUCGCACCCAACACACCCGGUCAAGAUGCAUAUCCGGGAGAUGCUUGCCGAUGCCGAAAGGACGAAGGCCCCGUCCUUCUCCUUCGAGUACUUCCCGCCCAAGACGGCACAGGGUGUCCAGAACCUCUACGACCGCAUGGACCGCAUGUACAACUUUGGUCCCAAGUUCAUUGACAUCACAUGGGGCGCCGGUGGUCGUAUUGCCGAACUUACCUGCGAAAUGGUUGCCCAGGCCCAGGCUUACCUCGGCCUCGAGACGUGUAUGCAUCUCACCUGCACCGACAUGGGUGAGGAGAAGGUGAACAACGCUCUGCAAAGGGCCUACAAGGCCGGCUGCACCAACAUUUUGGCAUUGCGAGGUGAUCCUCCCCGUGAGAAGGAGAGGUGGGAGGCUGCUGAGGGCGGUUUCCAGUACGCUCGGGACUUGGUCGCCCAUAUUCGCAAGUUGUACGGCGACCACUUCGACAUUGGUGUUGCUGGCUAUCCCGAGGGUUGCGAUGACAACAAGGAUGAGGAGUCUCUGCUCGAUCACCUGAAGGAGAAAGUCGACAUGGGCGCGUCCUUCAUUGUCACUCAGAUGUUCUACGACGUUGACAACUUCCUGCGCUGGGUCAAGCGGGUUAGGGAGAGGGGGAUCACAAUUCCUAUUAUUCCUGGCAUCAUGCCCAUCGCCACCUACGCCAGUUUCAUUCGCCGCGCGAACCACAUGAACUGCAAGAUCCCCGAGGAAUGGAUGGCGAAACUCGAGCCCGUCAAGAACGAUGAUGUGGCUGUCCGUGAGAUUGGCAAGACUCUUGUUGCCGAAAUGUGCCGCAAGAUUGUCGACGCGGGUAUCCGCCACUUGCAUUUCUACACCAUGAACCUCGCCCAGGCUACGCGCAUGGUUCUUGAGGAGCUUGACUGGUUGCCUUCGCCCAACCGGCCGCUCAAGCGCGCUCUUCCCUGGAAGCAGUCUUUGGGUUCUGGGAGAAGGGAUGAAGAUGUGCGCCCCAUCUUCUGGCGCAACCGCAACAAAUCCUACAUCACCCGCACCCAAGACUGGGACGAGUUUCCUAACGGCCGCUGGGGUGAUUCGAGAUCUCCUGCCUUCGGUGAGCUUGAUGCCUAUGGUAUUGGCUUGACGGGUUCCAAUGAGCUGAAUCGCAAGAAGUGGGGCGAGCCUCAAACCGUCAAGGACAUCGCCAACCUCUUCGUGCGCUAUCUUAACCAGGAGCUCGAAUACCUGCCAUGGAGCGAGGCCCCUAUCUCGAGCGAAGCUGAGCUGAUCAAGGAUGACCUCAUUGCUCUCAACAACCGUGGCUUGAUCACCAUUAACUCCCAGCCGGCUGUCAAUGGCGUCAAGUCGACACACCCCGUCCAUGGCUGGGGUCCCGCGAAUGGUUAUGUCUAUCAAAAGGCUUAUCUGGAACUCUUAGUCUCUCCAGAACUCUUCCCCGAAAUCAAGCGCCGGAUCGAGGACCACCCCGACAUCACCUACUAUGCCGUAACCAAGUCCGGUAACCUCCACACCAAUGCGCCAUCCGAAGGACCCAACGCAGUUACAUGGGGUGUUUUCCCAGGCAAGGAGAUCGUGCAGCCCACCAUCGUUGAGAGCAUCAGCUUCCUUGCCUGGAAGGACGAGGCCUUUCAACUGGGUCUUGAGUGGGCCCGCUGCUACGACGCCGAUACCCCCAGUCGCCUCCUGAUUGAGGACAUCAUGAACAAGUGGUAUUUGAUCAACAUCGUAAACAACGAUUUCCACCAACCACGCACCAUCUUCGAGAUCUUGAAUGACCUGUCUCUUCCCGAUCUUGAGAAGGUUUACACGCCCGCACAUACGAAUGGUGCAACCAACGGCGUUUCUGAGGCUUCAACAGUGCCUCAAUAAAGGAGAUACGUCCUCUCUUCUUUUACUUUUCCUCCCAACGACAUA
Molecule: messenger RNA, 2146 nt
Organism: Neurospora hispaniola
Lineage: Eukaryota; Fungi; Ascomycota; Sordariomycetes; Sordariales; Sordariaceae
Product: methylenetetrahydrofolate reductase 1
Exons: 2
Coding region: 260-2101 (613 amino acids)
Biological process (GO): tetrahydrofolate interconversion
Cellular component (GO): cytosol
Molecular function (GO): methylenetetrahydrofolate reductase [NAD(P)H] activity; FAD binding
Source: RefSeq, a predicted model, not a curated record